AUGACCCCCAGGAACCCCACUGGGGUCCUGCCAGAGUCCCCUCGGGGACCCCCAGAGCCCUCUGAGGACUCUGAAACCCGACAGACCCUCCCAGAGACCCCCCUGGGGACUCCAAAACCCAACUGGGGACCCCCAGAACCCCCCAGGGGACCCCAAAACUCAACAGGUCCUCCCAGAGCUCCCCCCAGGGACUCCAAAACCCAACUGGGGACCCUCCCCAAACCCCCACCGCGGACCCCAGAGCUACCAGGGAAGCCCAGAGCCCCCCCCGGGGACCCCAAAAUCCCCCUGGGGACCCCAAAACCCAACCGUAGCCCCACAGAACACCCCAGGGCCUCCCAUAACCACCAGGGGACCCCAAGGAAACCACCAGAACUCCCAUUGGGGAGCCCCAAGAUCCCCCGGGGAUCCCAGAGUCCCCCCAAACCCCCAGGGGAACCCCAGGAUGCCCCCAAAGCCCCCAUGGGACACCCAGAACCCCUAGGGGACCCCCCAGAACCCCCAAGGCUGUGCCCCAAAGCCCCAAGGAGACCCCCAAAAUGCCCCUGGGGAUGCCAGUACCACCAGGGGACCCCCAGAGCCCCCCAAAACUCCCAAGGGAACCCCCAGGGGACCCUCAGAGCUCCCGAGGGUGUGCCCCAAAACCCCCUGAGAGACUCCCAGAACCCCCCAGGGAACCCCCAAACCCCUCAGGGGACCCCCAGAACCCCUAAGGGUGUGCCCCAAAAUCUCCCAGGGAUCCCCCCAGAACCCUCCGGGACCCUCAGACUCCCUCCUAGGGCCCCCCAGAAUCACGAGGGGACCCCAAGGGAACCCCCAAAACUCUCCAGGGGACCCCAAAAGCGUGAAGGGGACCCUGCAAUACCCUGGGGGACCCCAAGGGACCCCCAAGACCCCCAAAAGCGUGAAGGGGACCCUGCAAUACCCUGGGGGAUGCCCAAGGGACCCCCAAGACCCCCAAAAGCCUGAAGGGGACCCUGCAAGACCCUGAGGGAUCUCUGAGGGACUCCCAAAGACCCCCAAGAGGACACCAGGGGACCCCAAAAACCCCCAAAAGCAUCAAAGGGACCCCCAAAAGACCCCAAGAGACCCACAAAAGCUCUAAGGGAUCCUGAAAACAAUCAAAGGGACCCUCAAAGGCAACCAGGAGCCCCGCAAAAGCCUGAAGGGGACCCUGCAAUACCCUGGGGGACCCCCAAGGGACCCUCCAAGACCCCCCCAAAAGCCUGAAGGGGACCCUGCAGUACCCUGGGGGACCCCCAAGGGACCCCUAAAAGCCUGAAGGGGACCCUGCAAGACCCUGGGGGACCCCCAAGGGACCCCUAAAAGCCUGAAGGGGACCCUGCAAGACCCCGGGGGACCCCCAAGGGACCCCCAAAAGCCUGAAGGGGACCCUGCAAUACCCUGGGGGACCCCCAAGGGACCCCCAAGACCCUCCCAAAAGCCCCCAAGGGGACUCUCCAAGCCCCCCAAGGGGACACCUGGGGACCCCAAAGACCCCCAAAAGCCCCCAAGGGGACCCUGCAGGACCCCCCAAGGGACUCCCAAAGCCCCCCCAAGCCCCCGGGAGCCCCCCCAGGGACGCCCGGCG
Messenger RNA from Phalacrocorax carbo (great cormorant), 1591 nucleotides. Lineage: Eukaryota; Metazoa; Chordata; Aves; Suliformes; Phalacrocoracidae. The record is from RefSeq and is a predicted model, not a curated record.